AUGUCACACCCAGGUCCACUUCGAGUACUAGUAAUCGUCUCGCAGCGAAGCUCUCUGUACGCUACAGCCCGCGACUCUCCCGAUGAACUGAUUCCUUUAGCCACUCGUCUGCUAAAGAGGAACGCCUUGCGGAAAGCGUCCGACCCGAGCGAGACAAGACUUCUCGCAGUCCAGAAAUGGAGAAGUCGCACCUUCCUGGUCUUCGAUAUCGCCAAUAGCGAUUACGACGCAAUGCUGGGACAUCUCCCUGAGCACAAUCAACUCCCGGUGGUCGUCACGCACUUCAGCAAGAAGAAAAGCGCAUAUGUUGCAAACCCGUGGGUGUCACGGAGAGUCAACCAUGACAUCGCGAUGCUUCACAAUGCCAACGGCUUCGAUGCUGUGCCACCAUUCAUGGAGGACCACAGCCUAGGCAAGCCGCCUGCAUAUCACAGCCCUCGGGAUAUCUCCAUGUUACGGGUCAAGUAUAUCUAG
Molecule: messenger RNA, 474 nt
Organism: Penicillium cinerascens
Lineage: Eukaryota; Fungi; Ascomycota; Eurotiomycetes; Eurotiales; Aspergillaceae
Exons: 1
Coding region: 1-474 (157 amino acids)
Source: RefSeq, a predicted model, not a curated record